Messenger RNA from Chilo suppressalis (striped riceborer), 2668 nucleotides. The record is from the annotation of a GenBank genome assembly. NCBI's taxonomy places the organism in Eukaryota, Metazoa, Arthropoda, Insecta, Lepidoptera, Crambidae.
UGCAUUGAUCAUCAUGAAGUUGAAACGAAACGCUUUGGUUGGCAUCAGACGUUACCGUGGUGACUGCCCAUGACACUCUUAUUUUGCCUCAGUGUCCAUAGUUACCGCGUCACAACAUUACUUAAAUUUAAAGGAGUACCUAAUAAAUUUAUAUUUUCCAUAAAUAAAUACAUAGUAUUAUAGUGCGUCGCGACUCGGGACAGACUCGAAGCCGCGGACCGCGAUGGUUGUGGACGAAGACGAUGAGUUGUAUGGUGGCUUCAACGAUGUAGCUCCAGCACUAGACACUCGCAACCUGAGGGAAGACCACGCUUUCCAGGAGACGCUACGGACGGCUGGCAUAGGGAAGAAAGCGCCUAGCCGAAUGGGGACUGGGAUGUUUCGAUUGGGCACGGUGGGCGGACGGGCGAUCAGCUCCCGCGGUGGCGGUCCGAGCGCGCGGCCUGUCACCGCGGUGCGCGCGGCCGGCUACACGCGUGCCACCCGCGACACACCCACCAGAGACGACAAGAAGGACGACAAUAUCGAAGAUAAAAUAAAGCAGAUGGAAGCUCGCAUCAUGACACUCGUCGAGGAGUCAUGCAUGCUGAGCGCUUGCCCCGACCCAGAUGACGACACCGCUGUUAAAAGAGAUUUCGACUUGGGGCAGGCAUUAGCGAAAGCACAAGAAGCUUCUGCCCUGGAACGACAACUCAUUCGUAUGCAAGAACACGCUAACCUCGGUGACAGUCACAAUUUGGAUCUAACUUUUGCUGUCCUCUGCAAUUUGGCAGGACAAUAUGCAUUAAACGAGAUGUACACAGAGGCUUUAAACACUUAUCAACUGCUAACGAGAAAUAAGUUGUUCCCUCAUGCAAAUCGGCUGAAGGUAAACAUGGGUAAUAUUUAUUUCAAAAUGGGAGAGCACCCAAAAGCAUUGAAGUUAUAUAGAAUGGCCUUAGAUCAAACUCCUACUGCCGAGAAGGAUUUAAGAAUGAAGGUAAUGCAUAACAUUGGGUUACUAUUGGUGCGCAUGGGCAAGUUUCGAGAUGCUGUAACUAACUUCCAACACAUCAUGCACGAACAAGGCGAUUUUCAAACAGGAUUGCAUUUGGUGCUAUGUUCUGUGGCCUUGAGCGAUCCAGAAGGCGGUAAAGCGGCCUUCCACGCCAUGCUCGAUGUGGAGCCACCAUCUUGUCACCAGGAUAUUCCUAUAGAUGAUGAAAACGACGCAUACGAAUGCGUCCUCCGCGACGUGGUGAGGGGUGAUCGCCUAUCGCGAUGGUGUCGCCGCGCCGCCGCCGACGCAGAGCGCUGUCUCGCUCUCGCAGCGGCUGCACUCGUCCGCCCCGCCUCUAGAGACGACGACACCGGUGGCAUGUCAUGGUGCGUGGAAGCGCUUCGAGGUUACAGCGGAGGAGGCGCCGGAGCUCGUCUAGAGCUAGGCGGAGCUCUGUCCGCGUUGCGUGCAGCACGUCUGCACUCGCCGGCCGCCGCCACCGGACUGAAGGCGUUGCAGAGACUGAAGGCGGUCGCGCGCGCGCAUCCUAACGAUAGAGUGCUGAAGGCUGAAGCCAACGCAGAUGCGGCUUUUGUCGCUUAUGCGCUCGGAAACUAUGCAGAAGCGCGUCAGUUGAGCGAACUAGCGGCUCGGGACGAUCCGUAUUCUUGUGCAGCGAGAGUUUCCAGUGCUUUAGCGGCCGCUAAAGAAGCGGACAAUCCGCCCGCCUGGCAUCAAGCCGCGCACCAACUCGCCGGCGCCAGCCACCUCGACCCCGCCGACCUCGUGGCCAUGCACGAUCUAGCGUUGGCCCUAGAGAAGAGUGGUAGCGAGGGGUGGGUGGAAGCAGCCGAGGCGAGAUGGGCGCGGGUUCGAGGCUCGGGCGGGGCGGGGGCUACAAUGAGAUCAUUGGCCGCUGCUUCUUUAGCGCGACUCUCGCGAUCGGACCCAACGGCCGCUGACCACUGGUACAGUAUGAUUGGAACCUGGGACGUCGGCGUGACGUGUGCGCUAGCGCAACUACACAAUGAGAUUGGGGACGUACAAACUGCUAAACACCACUAUCAAGAUGUAGAGGCGGUCUGGCCUUCCGAGUUAUCUGCGCUGGAGUGGCUUGCGAAUGAAUCGCCACCCGAAGUCGCGAUACAAUAUUAUAGAAAAGCCGCACGGUUGCAGCCUGGAAAUCCGCGUUGGGGCUUGCUGAUGGGCGGGUGCUUGCGAGCGAACGGACGCUAUCAAGAGGCUCUCGUAUUAUACAAGAAGAUGAACUCCCGGUUCCCCGACAACGUUCAAUGUCUAAAGUUGAUAGUCAAGUUGUGCGGAGAUCAGGGACUGUCGGAAACGAACGCAUGGAGCAAAGAAUUGCAGCGAGCACAAGCACGGGUGAAGCAACAAGAAAGGGUGGCUGUCACCUCAGCAGGAAGUGGGUCUUCCGGCGCCAGCCAAUCACCAAUUGACCAGAUCAGAGCUGCGUCUCGUGGAGGCAGUGCUGCGCACGCGCAGCCCACCGCUGCCGCGCGUCUCUCGAGCGGCGGGCGGGGAGAUAGCGCGCUCUCCAGGGGACACACACAAGCCGAAGAAACGUCACAGGACAGUACGUAUUUUCUGAACAGAUCCAUCAACCGAUCUGAAGGCCGAAAGAAACAAACCGACGAGUUUGACGACGAGUUGCCUCUACCACCAGAGUAA